Molecule: messenger RNA, 781 nt
Organism: Rhagoletis zephyria (snowberry fruit fly)
Lineage: Eukaryota; Metazoa; Arthropoda; Insecta; Diptera; Tephritidae
Product: glycerol-3-phosphate acyltransferase 3-like
Biological process (GO): triglyceride biosynthetic process
Cellular component (GO): endoplasmic reticulum
Molecular function (GO): glycerol-3-phosphate O-acyltransferase activity
Source: RefSeq, a predicted model, not a curated record
ACAGUUCUGGUUUUCAAAUAAAAAUGAUUAGGGCCUUUCUAUACUAAGGUAACGAUAUGUAACAUUUUUGAUUCACCACAUUAAAUACUUAUAUUUUAUAUCUUGGAAAAUGUGUAUUUAAAUUAUAAUGUAUUUUGAAGAUUGGCCAACGGCAUGGUGGAUUUUUGGGUUUAUUACAACGCGCUUUAGCUCGAGCAUCACCUCAUAUUUGGUUUGAAAGGGGAGAGGCAAAGGAUCGACACGCAGUGGCCGAACGCCUUAAACAGCACGUAUCAAAUCCAAAUAAUCCUCCCAUACUGAUAUUCCCCGAGGGUACCUGCAUUAACAACACAUCCGUUAUGCAAUUUAAAAAAGGCAGCUUCGAAGUAGGAGGGGUUAUUUAUCCGGUGGCUAUCAAAUACGACCCUCGUUUCGGAGAUGCAUUCUGGAAUAGCUCAAAAUAUUCGAUGAUGCAAUAUUUAUAUAUGAUGAUGACUUCAUGGGCUAUUGUAUGUGAUGUUUGGUACUUGCCACCUAUGUACCGACAAGAGGGCGAAUCAGCUAUAGAUUUUGCCAAUCGUGUCAAAAGUGUCAUAGCAAAACAGGGCGGACUAGUAGAUCUAGUUUGGGAUGGGCAGCUCAAACGAAUGAAACCAAAGAAAGAAUGGAAGGAAAUGCAACAAGUAGAGUUUACUAAACGUUUGAAAGGCGACUAACAAUUUCUUACACCCUAUUUCUAAGUCUCAUAUUUAAUUUUUAUGUUAAAAUGCGAGAAAACCAAAAUACAUUCGCUGAUAUUAUA